Scleropages formosus (Asian bonytongue) is the source of this 7050-nucleotide messenger RNA. Its product is annotated as myosin-9-like. Gene Ontology annotation, cellular component: myosin II complex; cytoplasm; myosin filament. The coding region runs from base 147 to 6029 and encodes 1960 amino acids. The record is from RefSeq and is a predicted model, not a curated record. The transcript has 41 exons. Gene Ontology annotation, molecular function: actin filament binding; microfilament motor activity; ATP binding. NCBI's taxonomy places the organism in Eukaryota, Metazoa, Chordata, Actinopteri, Osteoglossiformes, Osteoglossidae.
AUUUAUCAACCGAGAGGUAGAGGCACGAAGAGAGAGGAGUCAGUGGGCGCGCGUUCUGUCAGUUCCUAGUUCGCCCACGACAGACCUCAGCUGGUUGGCAGCGCCACGGAGAAGUUUUUCGUUUCGCCACCACGUCCGCAGCAACCAUGUCGGACGCAGACAAAUUCUUAUACGUGGACCGCGACCUGGUCAAUAACCCUCUGGCACAGGCUGAUUGGGCCAGCAAGAAGCUGGUAUGGGUCCCAUCGGAGCGGUCUGGGUUCGAGGCAGGUUCCCUCAAAGAGGAGAGCGGUGACGAGUGCCUAGUGGAGCUUGUAGACUCUGGCAAAAAGAUCAAGGUCAACAAAGAUGACAUCCAGAAGAUGAAUCCACCCAAGUUCAGCAAGGUGGAGGACAUGGCAGAGCUCACAUGCCUGAAUGAGGCAUCUGUGCUGCACAACCUGAAAGAGCGAUAUUACUCAGGCCUCAUCUAUACAUACUCUGGGCUCUUCUGUGUGGUGAUCAACCCCUACAAGAACCUGCCCAUCUACUCAGAAGAGAUCGUGGAGAUGUACAAGGGCAAAAAGAGACAUGAAAUGCCGCCGCACAUUUAUGCCAUCACUGACACAGCUUACCGGAGUAUGAUGCAAGAUCGUGAGGACCAGUCCAUUCUUUGCACAGGGGAAUCUGGCGCCGGGAAGACGGAAAACACCAAGAAGGUGAUUCAGUACUUGGCUCAUGUGGCGUCAGCCUUCAAGACAAAGAAAGACCAGAGCAGCACAGUCCUGUCACAUGGUGAGCUGGAGAAGCAGCUGCUGCAGGCUAAUCCCAUGCUGGAGGCUUUCGGCAAUGCCAAGACAGUCAAGAACGACAACUCGUCACGCUUUGGGAAAUUCAUAAGAAUCAACUUUGAUGUCAACGGAUACAUCGUGGGCGCAAACAUUGAAACCUAUCUGCUGGAGAAAUCACGUGCCAUUCGUCAGGCAAAAAAUGAACGGACAUUCCACAUUUUCUACUACAUGUUGACUGGAGCUGGGGAUAAGAUGCGCUCUGAGCUGUGCCUGGAGAAUUACAGUAACUACCGCUUCCUCUCCAAUGGCAACUUGACUAUCCCUGGCCAGCAGGAUAAGGACCUCUUUAUUGAAACCAUGGAAGCUAUGAAGAUCAUGAGCAUUCCAGAGGAAGAGCAGAUAGGACUUCUGAAAGUAGUGUCUGCUGUGCUCCAGCUGGGGAACAUGAUCUUCAAGAGGGAGCGCCAGUCUGACCAGGCUAGUCUGCCUGAUGACACAGCUGCUCAGAAGGUGUGCCAUUUAAUGGGCAUGAAUGUGACAGACUUCACCCGUGCCAUCUUGACCCCCCGCAUCAAAGUGGGCCGUGACUAUGUACAGAAGGCACAGACGCAAGAACAGGCUGAGUUUGCAGUGGAAGCCCUGGCUAAGGCCACCUAUGAGCGCAUGUUCCGCUGGUUGGUCAUGCGCAUCAACAAGGCCCUAGAUAAGACCAAGCGUCAGGGGGCAUCCUUCAUCGGCAUCUUAGACAUUGCUGGCUUUGAGAUCUUUGAGCUAAACUCCUUUGAGCAGCUCUGUAUCAACUAUACCAAUGAGAAGCUGCAGCAGCUUUUCAACCACACAAUGUUCGUCCUGGAGCAGGAGGAGUACCAGCGAGAGAGCAUUGAAUGGAGCUUCAUUGACUUUGGCCUUGACCUGCAGCCCUGCAUAGACCUCAUUGAGAAGCCUGCAAAUCCUCCAGGAAUCUUGGCUCUUCUGGAUGAGGAAUGCUGGUUCCCCAAGGCCACUGACAAGAGCUUUGUAGAGAAGGUGGUGCAGGAGCAAGGUUCCCACCCAAAGUUCCAGAAGCCAAAGAAACUUAAAGAUGAUGCUGAUUUUUGCAUCAUUCACUAUGCUGGGAAGGUGGACUAUAAGGCUGAUGAGUGGCUGAUGAAGAACAUGGACCCGCUGAAUGACAAUGUCACUACACUUCUCAACCAGUCUUCUGACAAGUUUGUUUGUGAGCUGUGGAAAGAUGUGGAUCGAAUUGUAGGCCUGGACAAGGUGGCUGGGAUGUCUGAUUCUACACCAGGAGCCUUAAAGACUCGUAAGGGCAUGUUCCGCACAGUAGGCCAACUGUAUAAGGAGUCUCUUGCCAAGCUCAUGACAACGCUGAGGAACACCAACCCCAACUUUGUCCGCUGCAUCAUUCCCAAUCAUGAGAAGAAGGCAGGUAAACUGGACCCCCACUUGGUUCUGGACCAGCUAAGGUGCAAUGGUGUCCUGGAGGGAAUCAGAAUUUGUCGACAGGGUUUCCCCAACCGGGUUGUCUUCCAGGAGUUUAGACAGAGGUAUGAGAUCCUCACUCCCAAUGCCAUUCCCAAGGGGUUCAUGGAUGGCAAGCAGGCCUGUGUGCUUAUGGUCAAAGCUUUGGAACUAGACCCCAAUUUGUACCGCAUUGGUCAGAGCAAGGUCUUCUUCCGUGCUGGAGUGCUAGCUCAUUUAGAGGAAGAAAGGGACAUGAAAAUCACCGACGUAAUCAUUGGCUUCCAGGCCUGGUGCCGAGGCUACGUUGCCCGCAAAGCAUUUGCCAAGAGGCAACAGCAACUGACUGCCAUGCGUGUAAUCCAGAGAAACUGUGCUGCAUACUUGAAACUCAGGAACUGGCAGUGGUGGAGGCUGUUCACAAAGGUGAAGCCGCUACUGCAGGUGAGCCGGCAGGAAGAGGAGAUGCAGGCCAAGGAUGAAGAGUUGACCAAGGUCAAGGAGAAGCAGGAACAGGUUGAGCAGCAGCUACUAGAGUUUAAGACCAAACAUGAGCAGCUGAGUGCAGAGAAGCAGACACUGCAAGAGCAACUACAGGCAGAAACAGAGCUGUUUGCAGAGACAGAAGAGAUGCGUGCACGCUUGGCAGCCAAGAAACAGGAGCUGGAGGAGAUCCUGCAUGACCUUGAGGCCCGUGUGGAGGAAGAGGAAGAACGAGUUGUCCAGCUACAGAAUGAAAAGAAGAAAAUGCAGCAAAAUAUCACGGACCUGGAGCAGCAGCUUGAUGAGGAGGAGGCUGCCAGACAAAAGCUUCAGCUAGAGAAAGUCACUAUGGAGGCAAAGGUCAAAAAGAUAGAAGAGGAUGUCAUGGUGCUGGAUGAUCAGAAUAGCAAACUUGGAAAGGAAAAGAAGCUUCUGGAGGAAAGGAUUGCUGAAUUCACCACCAACCUAACUGAAGAGGAAGAGAAGUCCAAAAGCCUGCAAAAGCUCAAGAACAAACACGAGGCCAUGAUCACAGACCUGGAAGAACGCCUGCGCAAGGAAGAAAAGCUACGACAGGAACUGGAGAAGAAUCGCCGUAAGCUGGAAGGUGACUCCACUGAGCUGCAUGAUCAAAUCGCUGAGCUUCAGGCUCAGAUAGCAGAGCUGCGGGCCCAGCUGGCCAAAAAGGAAGAGGAACUACAAAUUGCAUUGGCCAGGAUUGAGGAGGAAGCAGCCCAGAAAAACCUUGCACAGAAAAAGAUCCGUGAACUGGAGGCACAACUCUCGGAGCUCCAGGAGGACCUGGAACUGGAGAGAGCAGCACGUGCUAAGGCUGAGAAGCACCGCAGGGACCUAGGGGAGGAGCUGGAGGCACUGAAGACAGAGUUGGAGGACACACUGGAUUCCACUGCUGCUCAGCAGGAACUUAGAGCCAAACGUGAGACAGAGGUAACACAACUGAAGAAGACCUUGGAAGAAGAAGCCAAACUCCAUGAGCAGCAGGUGGCCGAGAUGCGACAGAAACAGAGUCAGGCUUUUGAUGAGCUCAACGAGCAGCUGGAACAGGCCAAGAGGAACAAGGCAUCGAUGGAGAAGGCAAAACAAGCUCUGGAGAGUGAACGUAAUGAACUGGCUAUUGAAGUGAAGACUCUAGUACAGGGCAAGACUGAAUCAGAGCAUCGCAGGAAGAAGGUUGAAGCCCAGCUACAAGAGGUGCAGGUUAAGCAUGCAGAAAGCGAGCGAACACGAGCAGAGGUCACAGACAAGGUGGCCAAGUUACAGUCAGAGCUGGAAAACGUGAACAGCCUACUCGGCACAGUUGAGAGCAAGUCCAUCAAAGCUUCCAAGGACUGUUCUGCUGUUGAGUCUCAACUUCAGGACAUGAAGGAACUACUUCAGGAAGAGACACGGCAGAAACUUGCUCUUUCCACCCGGCUGCGUCAAAUGGAAGAUGAGCAGAACGGCCUAAAGGAGCAGCUGGAAGAAGAGGAGGAGAGCAAAAAGAAUAUGGAAAAGCAGCUCCUCUCCUUCCAGUCUCAGCUGGCAGAGAUGAAAAAGAAGAUGGAUCAUGAGAGCUCUUCCCUGGAAAGUGCUGAGGAAGGGAAGAGGAAGGUCCAGAGGGAACUGGAAAGGGUGACUCAACAGCUAGAGGAGAAGUGUGCUGGUUAUGACAAGUUGGAUAAAACCAAGAACCGACUGCAGCAAGAGCUUGAUGACCUACUGCUGAACCAAGAUAGCCUGAGGCAGGUAGUCCUGAACCUAGAGAAGAAGCAGAAGAAGUUUGACCAGAUGCUGGCUGAGGAGAAGUCGGUCUCGAGCCGUUAUGCAGAGGAACGAGACUCUGCUGAAGCUGAAGCCAGGGAAAAGGAGACCAGAGCUCUGGCUCUAAUUCGAGAGCUGGAGACCAUCAAGGAGCAGAAGGAUGAGCUGGAGCGAGCCAACAAGCUGCUGCGUGCUGAGAUGGAAGACCUGGUGUCUUCUAAAGAUGAUGUUGGCAAGAGUGUCCAUGACCUGGAGAAGUCCAAGCGAAUGAUGGAGCAGCAGAUGGAGGAAAUGAAGACCCAGUUGGAGGAGCUGGAAGAUGAGCUGCAGACCACAGAGGAUGCCAAGCUGCGGCUGGAGGUCAACAUGCAGGCUAUGAAGGCUCAAUACGAUAGAGACCUGCAAGGCAGGGAUGAGAUGGGUGAAGAGAAGAAGAGACAGCUUCUCAAACAGGUGAGGGAGAUGGAGAUGGAGCUGGAAGAUGAGCGGAAGCAGCGUGCCACAGCUGUGGCUGCCCGCAAGAAGCUGGAACUGGACCUGAGAGAUUUGGAAGCACAGGUUGACAUGGCCAGUAAGGGCCGGGAUGAUGCCCUCAAACAACUGAAGAAACUGCAGGCUCAGAUGAAAGAUGUGAUGCGGGAGCUAGAGGAAGCCCGUCUGUCUCGUGAGGAGAUUCUUGCCCAAGCUAAAGAGAAUGAGGGCAAGAUGAAGUCCAUGGAGGCUAAUGCAGCUCAACUGCAGGAGGAACUGGCAACAGCAGAAAGGUUGAGGAAACAUUCGCAGCAGGAAAAGGAUGAGCUGCAGGAUGAGCUCAACAGCCAUGCUUCUAAAGCUGCUCUUUUUGCUGAUGAGAAACGGAGGCUGGAGGCUCGCAUCUCUCAGCUUGAGGAGGAGUUGGAAGAGGAGCAGAGUAACAUGGAGCUCCUUAAUGACCGCCUCAAGAGAGCCUCACUGCAGGCUGAUCAGCUCACUGCAGAUCUGACUGCUGAGCGCAAUACAAACCAGCAGCUGGAGGGCCUGCGCUCGCAGCUGGAGCGUCAGAACAAGGACCUGAAGCAGAAGCUCCAGGAGCUGGAAGGGUCUGUCAAGAGCAAGUUCAAGGCCACCAUCACCUCCUUGGAGGCAAAGAUCACACAGUUGGAGGAACAGCUUGAUACAGAAACCCGAGAGAGGCAGCAGGCCUCCAAGAUGGUGCGACGUGUGGAGAAGAAGAUGAAGGAGGUGGCCCUACAGAUUGAGGAUGAGAGACGCAACACUGAGCAGUACAAGGAUCAGGCAGAUAAACUGAACGUUCGGAUGAAGCAGCUGAAGAGACAGCUCGAGGAGGCUGAGGAAGAGGCCACGCGUGCCAAUGCCUACCGCAGAAAACUGCAGCGGGAGCUGGAGGAUGCCACUGAGUCUGCUGAUGCCAUGAACCGUGAGGUCAGCACCCUGAAGAGCAAGCUCAGACGCGGUGAUGCCCCUUUCACAAUGCGGCGUGUCAACCGUUCGGGAGUGGAUAGUGACGAUGAUGGUGACGGGAAAACCGACGUCUCCGACCUGAAGUCUGAGUGACCACGUGUCCACAGCGUGCCAUUUUAGCACCAUGGGUGACUCUGUAUUGUAAACGCACACUGCCACUUCACAUGUAUGUGCAUAAGUGCACCUUAAUGGGCAACAGAUCUGGAAAAACCAUAAACACGUGUUGCCAUGGCCAACCCCCCCCCUCCACAUUUAAAUAUGGGAAAUAUUUUUGUAAAGCAAAACAUUUUUGUAAGGUUCAUGGUGUAUUCCAUCUUUUCUACUUGUGAAUUUAAAAAAGCACAGUAAGAGGACCAAUGCAGUCAAGAUUUUAUAAUGUAUGUAUGAAAGUGCCACUUAAUCGGUUUUUUUUUUUUUUUUGUUUAGAAAAUGAACUGUUAUGCACUUGCACAGCCUCUUGGCUUAAUGUUUUGAUACAAAUACUCUAAAGGGUCAAUAUUCCUCACAUUUGUAUUUACAUGAUGCUCCACUAGAAUAUUCCCCUUUCAGUGCCAGUUUGUUCCAGCUACAGCAUCAUUAAAGGUUUGGUACUCCGGUACCAAAUAACUUCUGGGCACAUUCUAGCAUAUCUUGUUCCACAAAACUUAUGCGCACCUGCUAAAGUGUUUAGAUGGGAGAAAUUUGUCUGCCUGCUCUUAAGGUAAUGGCAGGACACUUCAAUGUAACAUGCUGAUGCACAAGUAUGUGUUUUGUACUAUGAAGCCAUUUUCAGAUGUAAGGUUUUGGGGUCUUAAGUUCUAAUUGGAAACAUUUGUCUGAAAUGCUGUACUUCCAUCCAGCUGAAGCUCUUAGAGUGGUGGGGCAGUAGUAUUUUCUAGCCUGUACUUUCCAGAUGCCUGUUGGAUAACAUGGAACUUGCUAAACUGCAGAUUUGGCACAUUUCCUUUGCCUUUCAGCCAAUUAUACCUGCCUAUAGGGAAAAUGGAUCUGCUACUUUGGGAAUGAUACUCUGCAGUUGUAAUCUAGCUGUGGGAAAGUGUUCAUUAAACUGCUGGUAUUUUUGCUGUUUUAUAUUGAUGCAUGAUUUGAUAUAUUUACAAUAAAGGCAUUUCUC